GGCGAAUAUUACGGAGGAAGUUGACGUAAAUGCGCUUCCGGUUCCGCUGCUGGAGCUCGCUCUCUUUCCGUUCGGCCAAGGGGAGUUGCAGGGAGCGCGUGGCCGGUGAUAUUUGGCUGCCACCAUGCAGAUUUUUGUGAAAACCCUGACUGGUAAAACAAUCACUCUUGAGGUGGAACCCAGUGACACAAUCGAGAAUGUAAAAGCAAAAAUUCAAGAUAAAGAAGGUAUCCCUCCGGACCAGCAGCGCCUGAUCUUUGCAGGGAAGCAGCUAGAAGAUGGGCGCACACUCUCUGACUACAACAUCCAGAAAGAGUCCACCCUUCACUUGGUGCUGCGUCUCCGUGGAGGAAUCAUUGAGCCUUCCCUGCGCCAGCUCGCCCAGAAGUACAACUGCGACAAGAUGAUCUGCCGCAAAUGCUACGCCCGCCUGCACCCCCGGGCCGUGAACUGUCGCAAGAAGAAGUGUGGCCACACCAACAACCUGCGCCCAAAGAAGAAGGUCAAGUAAAGAGCGUGGAAGUUCAGGGCAGAUGCUUAUCUUUUCCCACCUGGUUUCAGCACUGUUGGUGGCAAAAUGCUCCAUCUCCUGUUCUCGUGGCACGUGGCCUUUUUCUGCCUGCUUGAAUAAAACUUGUUGAUGUCA
Messenger RNA from Eublepharis macularius, 646 nucleotides. It is a transcript of the gene UBA52, whose product is annotated as ubiquitin A-52 residue ribosomal protein fusion product 1. The transcript has 5 exons. Gene Ontology annotation, molecular function: protein tag activity; ubiquitin protein ligase binding; structural constituent of ribosome. Gene Ontology annotation, cellular component: cytoplasm; nucleus; ribosome. The record is from RefSeq and is a predicted model, not a curated record. Gene Ontology annotation, biological process: translation; protein ubiquitination; modification-dependent protein catabolic process. Lineage: Eukaryota; Metazoa; Chordata; Lepidosauria; Squamata; Eublepharidae. The coding region runs from base 125 to 511 and encodes 128 amino acids.